CAGAUUGACAAGGACAUUGGUAGGACCUUUCCUGCUAACCCCCUCUUUCGCAAAGUUACUCAGGACUCGGAUCCUCCAAGGGGUCCAGGAGAAGCAGGUCAGACGGUAGGACAAGAUGGGCCCCUUCUUCGACCCCUUCGCAGGGUGCUCUGUGCUUACAGCUUGCGCAACCCGAGGAUAGGGUACUGUCAGUCGAUGAACUUCAUAGUGGGGACGCUGCUCAUGGUGAUGGAGGAGGAGGACGCCUUUUGGAUUCUCAGUUGCAUCGUGGAAGACUACCUACCAGAUUACUACACUGAGGACAUGCAUGGUCUGCGUGUGGACCUGCUCGUUCUGCAGAACCUCGUUGUGGAGACGUUUCCUAAGGUCCACAGGAAACUUCAGGAGCUGGAGCUUCCUCUGGAGAUUCCUGCGACGAGAUGGUUCCUGAGCUUGUUCACCGUGGUCUUUGACCAGAGUAUGAUCCUCAAGAUCCUCGACAAGCUCUUCUCUUCAAACAGCGGCUGUCUCUUCCGAGUAUCCAUGGCCUUCAUCAGCAAGGUUCAGAAGCGGCUGCUUGCAUGU
This is a messenger RNA of Guillardia theta CCMP2712, 564 nucleotides long. RefSeq lists its product as hypothetical. NCBI's taxonomy places the organism in Eukaryota, Cryptophyceae, Pyrenomonadales, Geminigeraceae. The record is from RefSeq and is a predicted model, not a curated record. The transcript has a single exon. The annotation marks the transcript as partial.